GCCAGAGCACCUGAGCCAAAGUACCUGAGGGCAUUAGCUCUUUAAGGGCCAAGUAAUGCAGUAGCUUUAUAAAUGCAAGAUAAGAGAGGAACAUUCAAUCACUUAAAAGUCACGAUUCAAGUUAUUUUACGUGCACUUGCAUGUAAACUGCAUGACACGUAGUUACUGUACAUGGAUUACGAUCGCAAUUAAAACAUCUAAAAAAUGAAGGUUGCUCUCACGAUAUUCUGGCUCAUGCUGAUUAUUCCAAUCAUUUGGGGAGAGCCACAGGAUCUCCAGAGAUGUGAAGAGAGUUCCGAUUGUCAAUUAGGCGAGUUUUGCGAUACUACGACUGGCAACUCCGUGUGUUCGCUAUGCCUUUCAUGUGAAAAGCGCUACAAUCGAUUGAAUUCCAGUCGAAAUAGCUGCGCCCAAAAAGUGGAAGAUUGCGGUGACUGCCGUCCCGGCUAUAGGGAAGAAGUUCUAACGGAGAACAAAACCAGCGAGAAAUGCUCUCCUAUUGAAUCAAACUCAUCCACAUCUGUUCCUGCACUGUCUCAGCUCAAAAAUACGGAAGACGAGGGACAACUAUCAGGCAAAUUAAUAGAGAAAUAUGUUCUGGUUGUAGCCGUUUGUAGUGUGCUUGAGUGUGUGCUUCUUUGUCUGCUUCUUUGUGCCUACAUCUAUGUCAAACUUCGUAACCUUCGAUUCCGUGCGCCCCCAGACGCUGAUACGCCCCCAGACGCUCGUACGCCCAUGAUCCCAGCGAACAAUACUAACUAAUGGACAACACCUCCCCCGGACAACUUGACCCAGUACAAUAACUAAACACAACAUUUUGACCAAAAAUAACUUGAUUAUCGAACAAAACUAAAGCUUGAUGAGUCAAUAUUUGAUGUGAAUGCCAAGAUGUUAGUAUCAGUUAGGCAUUAAAUAAGAAGAUCAUUUUUCAUUAAAACACUACCUAACUUGAUUUUCACAGUAUGAAUGAUAUAAACGUAACUUGCUUUUAAUGAUCAAAUGAUGGGUGGCCAUCGGUUUCCCCCAACGUAAUCUCCGCUUGUGGAUUUCCGCCCGGUGAUCUCCGCCAUAGCGAACUCGGCCAACGGCAAUCUCCGCCAC
Molecule: messenger RNA, 1101 nt
Organism: Tigriopus californicus
Lineage: Eukaryota; Metazoa; Arthropoda; Copepoda; Harpacticoida; Harpacticidae
Exons: 2
Coding region: 205-762 (185 amino acids)
Source: RefSeq, a predicted model, not a curated record